CAAGCAGUUUUUUAUUUUUUAUAUGGCAGGAUCAGCGGGAAAGGGAUCUCACCAACGAGAGCCGACAAAACUAUGGAGCGAUAUGCAACAGGAGACAAGACGAGAAGAAGCUCGACUUUACCGCAUGGAUUUGAAUGUUUACACGCUAUCUAAAUAUAGCCUGUAAAAAAUAGUUGUAGCUGUUACAGUCGACCUGCCUGCCUAAUCAGAGGACCAGAAUCGAAAGCAAUGUUUUUGAGAUCGAGAGAGUGGAUUAUGUUACAUGCUGAUUUGGAUAACCCUCGCGCUGCAACGGCAAGAUCUUUCCGACACUUGUUGAAAUUACAUUUCGAAAUCUUCUCCACAAGGGAAAGUAUUCGCUAAUGAAAACAUUGCUAACAACUAUUUGGGCAACGUUAGCAAAUAUUGUUUUAGUUUACAAAUCUUUAGUCAACGUAAAUUGCGCUUCUCUUCUGCUGUUCGUGUCGCGUUACGCGGUAGCUACUGUAUGAGCUUGCUGCGUAGCUGUAAUUUUUAUCGAACAUUUUUAUACACUGCAUAAAAUGACAGUUUUGAUAGCUUUGAAGAGGUUGAAGUACUUAUUAUUUGUUAUUUAGCUACGCGUGUUGCCUCAAUUGACAAUGCAUUGCUGGAUACGUCCUCAAAUAACGUUACUAUUUUAAGCUAAAUUGUUAAUGAAGAAAAUGGAAGUGACAGGUAGCUAGCUAGCACUGGCACUCUCUCACGCUAGCUAGUUAACAUAACUAGCUACUGAUUGAGUUUCAAACAAGUUGUUGGCUUAUUAGUUUAGCUAACUAUUUACAAAUGUAAAUAUUUUCCCAUGCAUUGACAAUACGUUGGGAUGUAUAGAACUCAAUAACUUCGGUAAGCGUUACCUGCUGGCACCGAAAACACAUUUUGGAAUUAGUUUGUUUACAAACACUUGUCAGCUGAACUGUUCACUAUUGUUAACUUAUGUGGCUAUCAAGCUAACGUUAGCUAGCACCGAAAAUUUGCCAACGCGACGAUUUGAAGCAGCACUGAUGGAUUCGCUAAAAGUGGACUGACAAUCAAAACCACACUCUCUAUAUUUGUGCCCCAAGCACUCGCUUUACAUUUAAGUAACAUUUUAAAACUGUGCGGCCCACACCAUGUCCGGAUCCCCGGGCUCGGGUGGCUCAAACCCCAGGAAGUUCAGCGAAAAGAUAGCGCUGCACAACCAGAAACAAGCAGAGGAGACGCUGGCCUUCGAUCAGCUUAUGACAGAUCUCACUGUCUCAAGGGUGCAGUUCCAGAAGAUCCAACAGCUACGUCAGACCCAGACCAGGGCCCAGUACUAUGGAGGCUCCCUACCCAACGUCAACCAGAUCGGCAACGCUAGCGCCGACUUCCAGGGUGGCUUCCCAGGGGCCUUGGACAGUGUCAGGGGGACACGUCACCAUGGCCUGGUAGAGAGGGUGCACCGGGACCGCAACCAACGCAUUAACUUGCCUCACCGCCGGCCCAUCGACAAGCACGGACGGCAGAUGGAGAGCUCCCCGUACGGAACCGUGUACCUGUCCCCUCCGCCGGACAACAACUGGAGAAGGGAGCAGCAGCCGUGGGCCGAGGAGAAACGACCAGGAUUUAGAUUAAUAUCACAGCUCAACAGAACCAACUCGGACUCGGCUCUUCAUACGAGUGCCAUGAACCCCCAGGACCCCUUUGGCAUGAACCAGCAGAUGGGCAGAGGGCCCCCCCAGCGCAACGCCAGUGUGAACGAGGCGGAGGUGGACGGCUCUGGAGAUGUGUUCUCCUUCCCAUCUCUGUCUAAUGAGGAGGGUCUGAUGGGUGUCAGCAAGCCCCUGCCCAAGCAACUGUGGGAGGCCAAGAAGGUUCAAUCCCUCUCAUCACGGCCCAAAUCCUGUGAAGUGCCUGGAAUCAAUAUAUUCCCGUCUCCAGAGCAGAACGCGGGCCUCUCCAACUACCAGGGCUCGUUGAACACGGGCGGUUCCCUGCCAGACCUCAGUAACCUGCACUUCCCCUCACCGCUGCCCACACCCCUGGACCCAGACGACGGGCACCACGGAGGGGGGGGCUACCACCCCAACCUGAGCGGGGGCAGCAGCACAGGCAACCUGCCCGCCGCCAUGAUGCACCUAGGCAUAGGGAAUCACCAGGGAGGCUGGACUGAAGGAGGUCUCUCGUCCUCUCUGAGCAAUCCUUCCAUCCAGAACUCUCUCCAAAACUCCCAGCUGCACUCGUCCCUCAGCAAUCCCUCCAUCCACUCGUCCCUCCGUCUGACGUCCCUCUCCAACCCUCCGCAGGGAACCAUGAGCAGCUCGCCUCGCCGCCGCCCGGCUCCCAUCAGCCCCCUCACUCUGUCACCCGGCACCGAGCAACGGCGGGGGCUUUCCAAGCAGCUGUCUCCCACAAUGUCCCCCUCACUGUCCCCCAUCACACAGGGGGUUGCCUUGGACACCAGCAGCUUACCAAUGGAGCCUCCCCCUCCCUACCCUCUCUACCAACAGCUACACCAACAGUCCCAGCAUUCAAUGGGGCAACAACAACAACGCCAGCAACAACGUCAUCAUCAUCAUCAACAGCAGCCAGUGUCCCCUCUGCAGAACAUCUCUCUGGACUUCAACUCUGGUCAUAACAACAUGGCGGCGUUCUUCAAUGACCCGUUCAUGGACCCACAGUUCUCCAGUCGCCAGGCCAAGGCACUGUCCUACCAGGUAAACCACCGGGGAGAAGUCUCUAGAGAAGGAUCCUCCGGAAAGGACUUCAUUCCCUCAUUCACAUUGGACCAGUUCAGCAUGUUGGAGAGUGCCAUGAGCCAAAUUGCAGGCGGUUCGUGUUUCGACCCGGCCUCACCCUCUUCCUCGCCCCUAUACUGCUCGCAGGCCGCCCUCAUGGGCCUGGGUGGGAGCCACGGCAACUUGCAGGACCAGCUGCAGCAGAUGAGACCCAACAACAACUACAACUGCAGUGGAGGGGUGCCCAACAUCAUACUGACUGGUAGGUGGAGGGGUGCCCAACAUCAUACUGACUGGCAUCCGUCUCUCCUUCUCUCCCCACUUUCUCUUCCUCCUCUCUUUAUCCUCUCUCACCUGUCCGUUCCCCCUUUUUCUCCCCCCCAUCCCUCCAUAGAUGACUCCAACCCCAGUCAUUCCAAGGACAUCAGCAGUGCCAUGUCGGCCGGCAACAUGGCUGACUGUUUCGACUCGGAGGUGAGCUUCCCACUGGAGGAUGAGCUGCGCAUCGAGCCCUUGAGCCUGGAUGGUCUGAACAUGCUCAGUGACCCCGACAUGGUGCUCUCUGACCCUUCGGUGGAGGACAGUUUCCGCAGUGACAGACUGUAAUCGGGCACGCACACAUACACACACAGACUGUAUAGGCCAGGUAGCGUGGGUUAAACUUGAAUGAUCCCCACCUCCCUCACACACUCAUGGCAUACGUAUGCAAUUUUUUAAGGCAUUUACACACACACACACUAUUAAAGAAGAAUAGACUUGUGUACAAUCACUGUUUACAUGGGCUUCACAUGUAAAUGCCACACACACACACACGCUCUUACCUACGUUGUGCAUAGUCAUUUGGAACGAUGGACCGAUGUACCAUUGAUUGAUAUUAUUUUUUUAUUUUUUUACCAACAUUACAUCAGCACUGAGCAUUACUAUAACGUUACUAUAACGUUCCUAUAGUGUUCCUCCACCUAUAUACAGUUGAAGUUGGAAGUUCACAUACACUUAGGUUGGAGUUAUUAAAAUUUGUUUUUCAACCCCUCCACAAAUUUCUUGUUAACAAACUCUAGUUUUGGCAAGUCGGUUAGGACAUCUACUUUGCAUGACACAAGUAAUUUUUCCAACAAUUGUUUACAGACAGAUUAUUUCACUUAUAAUUCACGGUAUCACAAUUCCAUUGGGUCAGAAGUUUACAUACACUAAGUUGACUGUGCCUUUAAACAGCUUGGAAAAUUCCAGAAAAUUAUGUCAUGGCUUUAGAAGCUUCUGAUAGGCUAAAUGAGAUCAUUUGAAUCAAUUGGAGGUGUACCUGUGGAUGUAUUUCAAGGCCUACCUUCAAAGUCAAGCAAAGAGGCACUGAGAUCAUGGGAAAAUCAAAAGAAAUCAGCCAAGACCUCAGAAAAGACCUCCAUAAGUCUGGUUCAUCCUUGGAGCAAUUUCCAAAUGCCUGAAGGUACCAUGUUCAUCUGUACAAACAAUAGUACGUAAGUAUAAACACCAUAGGACCACGCGGCCAUCAUACCGCUCAGGAAGGAGAUGCGUUCUGUCUCCUAGAGAUAAAAGUACUUUGGUGUGAAAAGUGCAAAUCAAUCCCAGAACAACAGCAAAGGACCUUGUGAAGAUGCUGGAGGAAACAGUAUCUAUAUCCACAGUAAAAACGAGUCCUAAAUCGACAACCUGAAAGGCCGUUCAGCAAGGAAGAAGCCACUGCUCCGCCAUCAAAAAGCCAGACAACGGUUUGCAACUGCACAUGGGGACUAAGAUCGUACUUUUUGGAGAAAUGUCCUCUGGUCUGAUGAAACAAAAAUUGAACUGUUCGCCAUAAUGACCAUCGUUAUAUUUGGAGGAAAAGGGGCGAUGCUUGCAAGCCGAAGAACACCAUCCCAACCGUGAACCACGGGGGUAGCAGCAUCAUGUUGUUGGGGUGCUUUGCUGCAGAAGGGACAAGUGCACUUCACAAACUAGAUAAAAUUAUGUGGAUAUAUUGAAGCAACAUCUCAAGACAUCAGUCAGGAUGUUCAAGCUUGGUUGCAAAUGGACAAUGACCCCAAGCAUACUUCUAAAGUUGUGGCAAAAUGGCUUAAGGACAAUAAAGUCAAGGUAUUGGAGUGGCCAUCAAUCCUAUAGAAAAUUAGUGGGCAGACCUGAAAAAGCUUGUGCGAGCAAGGAGGCCUACAGGAAUGGGCCAACAUUCACCCAACUUGUUGUGGGAAGCUUGUGGAAGCCUACCCAAAACAUUUGACCCAAGUUAAACAAUUUAAAGGCAAUGCUACCAAACACUAAUUGAGUGUAUGUAAACUUCUGACCCACUGGGAAUGUGAUGAAAGAAAUAAAAGCUGAAAUAAAUCAUUCCCUCUACUAUUAUUCUGACGUUUCAUAUUCUUAAAAUAAAGUGGUGAUCCUAACUGACCUAAGACAGGGAAUUUUUACUAGGAUUAAAUAUCAGGAAUUGUGAACAACUGAGUUUAAAUGUAUUUGGCUAAGGUGUAUGUAAACUUCUGACUUCAACUGUAUAUUAGCUGUGCAGUGUCUAGUCCUUCAGCUCAAAGACCGCUGGCCCCCCCACCAGCCUUCCUCUGCCCAGCUGCUGCCACAGCCUCACACCAGCACACACACAGCCAUCUGACUCUGCCACAGGGCCCUUACUGACUGCCACAGACUGAGAGGGCAACAGGUGUCAUCAACAGAGAGGGAGGCUGCAGGACAAUCCGUACUCAUUGACAGUGCUUAGUGCUCGGAUCCUGAUCCUUCAUGGGUUGUCCUCCUCACUGCCACAUUUCCUCCAGAAGUUCUGGACCAGAGCUGGUCAAAUCAGAGCAAGACAGUUGGAUUAUGUUCCAGAGCAAAAGGAACUGUUCGAGAACAGGACACAUUGUGGAACAGGUGGAGACUACGUUCCAGAACAGGACACAUUCUCAAGCAGAAACAUCUCACGUUCUAGAACAUGGGGAUGCUGUUUCCUAGAACAGCAGCUGAUGUUCUUGGACCCUGAGAGGGUCUGCUCGGGGGUUCUGUCUGUCUCCAGUUCAUACCGCUCUGCUCAAUCUGUGCUCAAACAGCACUGCAGACAUGGCAACAUCCAUCACCAAGUCACAUUGGUUACACAACACCAUAGGAACACCCUUGCCAGGGCAACCCAUGUCAUGGUAACUGCCCAAUCGCCAUGCUGAGCAGCACCGGGAGUGUUUACACACAACGGCUGUUCCUCCCGCCAACAUGCAACUCUGAGGAAUUUGCACCUGGUGUUUGAGGCAGAGCCAGCACUGGUAUGGUUCUACUACUAUGCUAAUACCUUGUUAGCACUGUGCUGGUAUGGUUCUAGUACAAUGACACCAGUACAUCCCCUGACAGCCAUGUUCCCCACUGUGGCCCGGCCCAAUGACAGCCCUCUACUUGGCCGUACACCCAAACUAACAAUCAUGGUAGAAAUGAAGAGGAGGGAUCGAUAUGUCUAUCAUUCUGCACAGAGCAUUAUUUUUCAAUGUCUUUGCUAUAUACAGUCCUGUUAUAUUUUUCUGUAAAAAGUUGUUUGCCACAUAUAUAAUAUGCCUCGCUAUAAGUGCAGUCUGACUAGAAUGUAUUUUUCAAACGAGACAAAAAGGGCAAACUGUUUACAAGGAUAAGAUUUUAGUAUGUACAAUUAUACUUAAUAUGAGAAUAUGUUUGAAUUUGACAUUUUGGUAUAAUUGUAAAAGAAAAAUAAAUUGUGUGUGUGUGUAUAUAUA
Messenger RNA from Oncorhynchus keta (chum salmon), 6430 nucleotides. It is a transcript of the gene crtc3, whose product is annotated as CREB regulated transcription coactivator 3. The record is from RefSeq and is a predicted model, not a curated record. Gene Ontology annotation, biological process: protein homotetramerization; positive regulation of transcription by RNA polymerase II. The transcript is spliced from 15 exons. Gene Ontology annotation, cellular component: cytoplasm; nucleus. NCBI's taxonomy places the organism in Eukaryota, Metazoa, Chordata, Actinopteri, Salmoniformes, Salmonidae. Gene Ontology annotation, molecular function: cAMP response element binding protein binding. Bases 1131 to 3323 code for a protein of 730 amino acids.